AUGAAGAGGGGAAGACAAAGGACUUCCCAUGGUUCAUCAUCCAGUACAGAAAACACACCGUUGGCCAAACUCCACAUCAAAGAGAGCAAUAUGGAUAAAAACUCAAGGAAAAAAGAGGGUGACAAAUAUCUUAUUACAGACAACACCGAAAUCAGGGACAUUAUCAGUGAUUGUUUGGCAAAGUUCGAAGAUAAAUUGGACGCCAUUACAAAAUCCUUCAAAGAUUCUCUCAAACAAGUUGAGAUUUCGGUUAAAAGUCUCGAUGAAAAUAUGACCCAACUGGAUGAGAAAGUAAGUGCUCUUGAAACUGAGAACAAUGUGCUAAGAGAACAACUCAAUGUUAGCGAGCAGAGAGUACAAAGCCUACAAAGACAAGUCGAUACGGAUCACCAGAUAAUAAUAAAUCUGCAAACGAGAUCCAUGAAAGAUAACCUACUAUUUCAUAACAUUCCCGAGACUGGACCUCAAGAAAACGUGGAGAAUACACUGAGGCAGGUGCUGAUUCAACAGAUGAAGAUUCCCGCGGAAGAAACCGUGUCUUUUGAUAGGGUUCAUCGCAUUGGAUCGGUAACUAACGGACCCAAACCACGGGCAAUAAUAGCAAAAUGUACGACAUUCCAUGACAAAAGAACUGUUAUGAAAUAUACCAAAAAUCUAAAGGGGACCUACAUAAGGAUAACUGACCAGUAUCCCAAGGAGGUGGAAGAAAGAAGAAGAACGCUUUAUCCCGUCAUGAAAGAGUUAAGGGCAAAAAAUAUCAAACACAGGUUAGUGGGCGAAAAACUCUAUGUAAAUAACUCCUUAUAUACCCCAGAUGAUCGCAGGCCCGAUAACUCUCUAAAAAACCUACCAACACAUAGGAANGACAAAAGAACUGUUAUGAAAUAUACCAAAAAUCUAAAGGGGACCUACAUAAGGAUAACUGACCAGUAUCCCAAGGAGGUGGAAGAAAGAAGAAGAACGCUUUAUCCCGUCAUGAAAGAGUUAAGGGCAAAAAAUAUCAAACACAGGUUAGUGGGCGAAAAACUCUAUGUAAAUAACUCCUUAUAUAUCCCAGAUGAUCGCAAGCCCGAUAACUCUCUAAAAAAACCUACCAACACAUAG
Lingula anatina is the source of this 1104-nucleotide messenger RNA. RefSeq lists its product as uncharacterized. Lineage: Eukaryota; Metazoa; Brachiopoda; Lingulata; Lingulida; Lingulidae. The record is from RefSeq and is a predicted model, not a curated record.